Molecule: messenger RNA, 3988 nt
Organism: Salarias fasciatus (jewelled blenny)
Lineage: Eukaryota; Metazoa; Chordata; Actinopteri; Blenniiformes; Blenniidae
Product: adhesion G protein-coupled receptor L3-like
Exons: 25
Coding region: 1-2943 (980 amino acids)
Biological process (GO): adenylate cyclase-activating G protein-coupled receptor signaling pathway; cell surface receptor signaling pathway
Cellular component (GO): plasma membrane
Molecular function (GO): G protein-coupled receptor activity
Source: RefSeq, a predicted model, not a curated record
AUGUCCCAGGCGCUCCUGAAUGCAAACAAAGAAUUCUCCCUUAAGUCAGCGGAGAUAUUUGUGCAAUCACCGUUCCGCAGUGCUUACCAGCUGUCCAUCCAGGAAGGCUGCCACAUAGGUCACCUCCACACCUGGCUGGCCAGGGGCAUCAGUCAGGUUCUCGGGAGACAUCUGCCACCAGGGUCGCUCCUGUACUUGUACUUGUGGGCGGACGGCAGUGCCGGGGACGGGGAGACCAGGACUCAGAUAUAUGAUGAAUCCUACUAUGAGUAUGUGCCUGACCGCCUGCAGUGGAGUGCUGCUGGGGAUCUGUGUAACCAGCGCUUUGGAGCUUUAGCGACUGUCUCCACACCAUCGGAGAACCAAGAGCUAACCAGCUUCUUGAAGUCGCUGAACAUCUCUCAGCCGGUGUGGAUUGCUGGGAUUGCUCGGAAAGCUGUGAUACAUGUGACAAUUCCCUCCGGGCGGGUGUUCACGUGGAGAGAAGAAGACAUGCAAAUCGAGUCGUCUGUGAAGCAGCUGUGGACGAACAGCCCUUGUCAAGGUAACUUCACUGCGUCAGCUGAUUCUUUCCUGGAUGGAAAUUCUUCACAGAGUCAAACAUUCCCCUUUGAGUUCUUCGAGCUCUCAAAGUCUGAUGAGCGUUGUGGCAUUUUUGACCCUGUUACAGAACUCACUGGCCGUAUUAAGUGCAACUCACUCAGAGUGGCUGUCUGUCAGUUCAAAAAAGAAGUGGUCGAUGUUUUCGAUCUGCCAAAGACUCCAUUCUUCACCAGGGUGCACGUGGGUCUUAUGUCUGAACCUGGAAAAGGAGAACGGCACGUCAACUCCUCCUGGGAUCAAGGAACUUUGUCCUCGUUGCAAGUGCUGACCGAGGCUGCCCUGCGCACCAUUGAGACUGGUGACCCUCACCUCCUCACUUCUACUGAUGUUCUGUUCUUCUGCCGGAUGAUUGACACGAUCACUAGCGCUCCGUCUGGAGGAGCUAAUGUAGCAGAGGUCAUGCUGUCCAUUGCUACUAACUAUCUGAACUGUGCCAGUUUGAUGCUGGAGCCACACAGGGCUGCUCAAUGGAUGGGGGUGACGGAGGAAGGGGUCAGCAUUGGACCAUUUACUAUUGUGAAGAGCAUUGAUCACCUGACAGAAGCUCUUGCAGACAUACUGUCUACCGAGAGAAGAGGAUUCACCCUUUCUACCAAGAACAUAGAUGUUUACAUUAAGUGGCAGAAACUGUCCCAAGACAGCUGUAACCAAGUCUUCAAGCCAUCUGCAGUCGGCUCUGACACACCCAGCAGCAGCAGCAGUCUUGAUGAGCUGUUUAUCCCGGACACAGAGCUCCAGAAGAUUCAGGCCCAGGGACACGAGGAAGUGAUGUUUAUUCAUACCCACUACAGCCACCUCAGUGAGAUAGUGUCUGCAGCAAAAACGCCUACAUCAGGUUCUCAAGAUACAGCAACAAGAAGUUUCCCAGGUCACCUUGCAUCUGCUGUUAUAUCAGCCACCCUCCGUGAUGCCUCCACGGCCCAAACCAUCCCCGUGGCUGUUCAGUACACCCUGUCUUCAUCAAAUGUGGAGUAUUCACAGAACGUUUCUCCUCUUUGUGCCUUUUGGAAUUUCAGCCUGAUGCACACUCAUGUUGAUAGCUGGUCCAGUGAGGGUUGCACGGUGGUCUUUGCUGGUACUUCUGUCACCUCCUGCCGAUGCAACCACACCACCAACUUUGCUGUUCUGAUGAAUUAUAUGGAAUCAAAGUGGACUCCUGAGGAAGAGCUUUUUUUGACCAAGCUGACAUUCAUCGGUUCUGGCGCAUCUCUUUGUGCACUGAUGGUGACCUUGAUGCUUUUCACUGUGCUGGACAUUCCCAAAUCUGACAGGACGUCCAUCCAUAAGAACCUGUUUAUUGCUCUGAUCUGUGCGCAGGUGAUCCUGCUCUGCAGCGGCUCAGCCAUUCACAACAAGGUGGCCUGUACACUUGUGGCUGCGCUGCUCCACCUCUUCUUCAUGGCGGCAUUCAGCUGGAUGUUGGUGGAGGGCCUGCUGCUCUGGAGCAAGGUGGUUGCAGUCAACCUAACUGAGGACCAGCAUAUGAAGUAUUACUAUCUCAUCGGCUGGGGCCUGCCAGUGCUGAUAGUCACGAUCACGCUGGCCUCAGCCUCGGGCAAAUACUCAGCUGACAACUACUGUUGGCUGAGCGUGCAGAACGGUAUUAUUUGGGGCUUCGCUGGACCUGUCAUCUUCAUCAUUAUGGUGAAUAUCCUAGUUCUGACCAGGGUCGUGGUUAUCACCAUCUCCACAGCCAAGAGAAGGUCCAUCAUGCUGGCUAUGGGCACCAGUCCUGUUGAGCAGGCCUAUGAGCAAAUCAGAGCAGCAGUGAAAGCAGUGCUGGUGUUACUACCCAUUCUCGGACUAACGUGGCUCUGUGGCGUUCUGGUGCCUUUUUCGAUUGUGAUGGCCUACAUCUUCAUCCUUCUGAACUCCUUACAGGGCCUGUUCAUCUUUCUGAUAUAUGGGGUGUACAACACUGAGGUUCGGAGCACGGUCAACAGGAUCAAGGAGAGGAGAAAAGCGCUUAAUUUUUCAAAUUGUGCCAGUUCUCGACCCUCCAGCUCAGUUACCACUUCCCGCCCUGUCAGUUUCCCACUUGGAGCAACCCCGAGUCAGGAGGAGGAGGCCUGUCCAUGCAGCGGCGCCCCGGCCUCCAAGAUGGAUGAAGAGAAGAUAAUAGGUCAGCUGUCCAGUUUUGAUGUUCCAGAGAGAUCUGAAAAUCCCCGGUGCCAAACCCUCAGUCACACUCAAGUGGAGAGAGAGGAGCCUCGUCCUCCAGUGGACACCUUGUCGCCUGGGUGCAGUCUUCACGUACCCAUGGAGCUUGAGUUCACUGCCUCCUGCUUCCCUCGCAGCCCUGAACCUCAGAAAAGUCCCAGCCUCGUCUCUGUCGACUGAGCUGGAUUGCAUGAUAUUUAGUUAAAUAUUAAAAUAUUAAUGUAAUGCCUCAAAUCUAGACUUCCUGGUAUUUUUAUGUAAACGAAAAAAAAAAAAAUUUGUGUGUUUUAUUUUGUUUUUCCUUUAUGUCAUGAACCUGAAAACAGCAGUCUACCAGAUAAACUGCAAUUUUCUUUUCUUUUCUUUUUUCUGCAUUUUGCAACUGUGAUAUCCUCGGUUUGACGUCCCGGAGGUCAUCAUGUAUCCCCUCUGAUUCCUCUGCUCUCCCUACUGAAGUUUUCUGUAAACGGUGGAAUACAGGUCCAGAAGACACGAUAACAUCAGCCUAAAGCAGAACAGUGACAUUGUGCAUAAAUGAUUAUUGUCAUUAUUAUUAUUAUUAUUUUUGUUCUGUAUACUAUAAACUGAUUGUUCUUGAAUUUCAUUUGAAUGUGUCUCUCCUAUUGCUACAGGUUGUGUUAUUGUGAUCAUAUACAAAGGUUGCUUCAGUGUCAUUUUCAAGUUUUCAACACAAAAGAAAAAUGUGAGCAUACAGCAUUAGUGUGCUGAGGAAGCGAGAAUCUGAUGUUAUAAGCAUAAUAAUUAUUUAUUGAAAUAUGAGGAAAAAUUCAAUUAGCUUCAAAGAGAGAGAGAGGGAGAGAGAGCAAGAUAGAGAGAGAUUCCCAAGGACCAGGUGAUGAUAGGAGCAUUCAGCAGGAGGGAUAAAAGUCAUAGACAAACGGGAAGGAAACGGCAUUUUGAUGUUUGGUGUAUCCAUGUGUUGCCAGUGUACAUGAGCUUAUUAUUCACAAAGGGCAUUGUUUAAGUCCUUGACAAAGCAUGUAUCCUGCAUACAAGUCUAUAAAUCUGACAGUGGCUGUGUAACCUAACAUUUUGUUAUGAAGCAAACAGCUAGAUUUCACAACACGUCUUUGUUUUUUUUUAUUCUGACUUCUGUGUCACCUAAAAAGGCUUCUGCCGUAAACGUCUGAAACUGUCGCUUUAAAAGAUCUUUUCAGGUGAUGGAGUCAGCAGUGUGUUUGCAGACAUGCAUUAAAGAGUUGGA